Molecule: messenger RNA, 5386 nt
Organism: Hypanus sabinus (Atlantic stingray)
Lineage: Eukaryota; Metazoa; Chordata; Chondrichthyes; Myliobatiformes; Dasyatidae
Product: ADP-ribose glycohydrolase MACROD1-like
Exons: 19
Coding region: 165-1469 (434 amino acids)
Biological process (GO): DNA damage response; purine nucleoside metabolic process; peptidyl-glutamate ADP-deribosylation
Cellular component (GO): nucleoplasm
Molecular function (GO): ADP-ribosylglutamate-[protein] hydrolase activity
Source: RefSeq, a predicted model, not a curated record
GUUAGGUUGAGCAGCAACAGCUGUGUCGUGCCUGGAAACCGAAGCGGUUUGUGGUCUGUGAGAGGGAAACUGAGCAACUGGCGGCCUGGGCAAGCAGAGCCUGAAACAUCUGUUCCUGAUACAUUGCACCCAGACAGCAGCAUCAACAAAACGGGAAGGGAGCCAUGCCAAAAGAAAAGAAAUCCACAGCUGUCUGGGAAGAUGAAUCUCGGGGUUGUAUACUGCACACGUGCUUUGAUUCUUAUGAUGAUGGAGUUGUACAUUUGAAGGAAAUUUCUGUUUGGAGUGAAGAUGUGAAAAAGAUAUAUUUGAAAGAAAAGCUGGAGAGUAAAGAACAUGAUGAAUAUUCUCCAGUGAAGGAAGAUACUAGUGAAGAACAGGAAGAGGUUUCUGCUCAAAAAGACUCCAAGCUGAGCGAUACCAUUUCACUGUAUCGAGGUGAUAUAACAAAGCUUAAAAUUGAUGCAGUAGUAAAUGCAGCAAACAAAAGUCUGCUUGGAGGAGGCGGUGUUGAUGGCUGUAUCCACAGAGCUGCAGGACCCAAGUUGUUGUCAGCAUGUCGCCAGCUAAAUGGAUGUAACACUGGAGAAGCCAAAAUUACACUGGGCUAUGACCUUCCUGCAAAACAUGUCAUUCAUACUGUGGGACCUAUAGCAAGAGGAAGCUGUGAUGAACGUCUUAAACGUCAGUUGAGGAACUGCUAUGAGACUUCCCUGAAGCUGUUGGAGACUCAAGGGCUGAGGUCUAUCGCAUUUCCCUGUAUAUCCACUGGUAUCUAUGGUUUUCCACAAGAAGAUGCAGCUGAAAUUGCAGUUUCAACUAUUAAAGAAUGGCUAGUUGACAAACAAGAUCUGCUAAGAGAACUGGCAAACAAGUUUCCUUCUCAGUGCUUUUAUUGGAUGACACAUGCAGAAAACAUCAUGCCUCUUGGCCUUACUCUUUUCUCUUCGCAUAUUCAAGCUAAGAUCAGGAACUGCGCAUCUUCAACCAAAUUGCUUAAGGUGGAUCGUAUUAUCUUCUGUGUUUUCUUGGAAAGUGAUCACAAGAUCUACAAGGAGAAACUGCUUCACCAUUUUCCAAUAGAUGAAGAGGAUCUGAGUACAAACUCCCCAUCUUCAAAGAAGUAUGGAAAUAAAGAAUCAAUGGAAAAGAGCAAUGAUAAGAUUGAAGCCUCGGUGGAAGAGAGUGGUGAUGGAAUAGCAAAUAAUUCUCCAAAAAAGACAGAAGAUGAAAAACAUGACUCACCCGUACCUUUAGUUAGUCAUGAUGAUGACUUAAAACUACAUGAUAUGUGCAUGGACAGCCAAAUUGAAGAUAAACAAGAAGACACUGUAAUGCUUAGCCAGCCUUGUACCCAGAUAGAAGAAAUGGAAAUGGGUAGCUCCCAGCAACAGUCAGAGGGAGAAGAUAAGGAAAAUAAUGACCGCAUACCCUAUAUUGAUGAAUGUGAAGAAGAAAGUGGACAAUGAAGACUAUGUAUGGCUAAUGCAAGAUCCAGUGUUACCUUUGAAGGCGGGUUGUAGCCCUUUAGACCUCCAGAAGGCAUAUGGUACAAUUUUGUGCUCGAGUUUAGGUAGUCACCUUAUUCAGUUUUGUGUAUAAAAAAAUCUGAGUUGCAUUAUGUUUUGUAAUUGUGUUAUUGAAGGGAAUCUUUUGAUCUGAUGAUGUGCUUCUAAAUAAUAUUUUGACUGCCAGAGCUGUUGUUUUAUUGGUCAAUAGAGCUUUGCUCUUAAUGAGUUGUGUUCACCUCCAUUACAUCAGGAGUAUUAUGUUUUUGACACUGCUUAUUCAUAAAGAACUGACACUAAGGCAGCCCAAAAGUACAAUAUUGAUGUCCCAUGGAAUAUGCAAUGACUUUACCCAAGUUCUCUUUGUAAUCUUCCUCUGAUCUCAGAACUGACCUAAUGAUCCCAUUCUCUUUGAAUUAAAAUUUAAAAUUAAAAUAAAUAACUUUUCUGUAAUAAAAGAAAAAUCAAGAUAUUUUUUUUUGUUUUCUUUGCCAAUUCUUUAACACUGCACUAUGUUUGGUUCUCAGCCUGAAACAUAGAGAAAAGGUUUGGCAUGAGUUAGAAUGCAUUGUUACUCCAAGAGGAACCUAUUUUACUCCAGAACUAACAUACAGAAGUCGACCUAGUACAAUGAUAUUGUCUCUUUGUUUUUUCAUAAUUCCUCUUUUUCCAAACUUUUUCACUUUCUGCUUGCACAUACAGAUUGCCAUGUGUUUCCAUUUUACCUCAUUUCCGCUCAUCUCCUCCCAUCUGUUGAUGACACCGCAGGUAUUUAUUGAAUUCAUUUGUCUUCUGUAAGUCUUGGAAUUCCCAACAUAAGCUUUUCCUCAUUUCUAUUCCUUCUUCACUCAAAGCACUCUGCAAAUCUACCCUCUUAAACUGAAAAUUAGGUUAUCUGUCCUACUUGUAAGUAAGCACCAAAAUUAUUCCUGUGUAGUAUCAAAUAAGUACUAGAUUAAAGGUGCCUCAUAACAGUAGAAAUGUCCAUAAAUUUAACUCUGGUGUGAAAAAUACAUUAUUCAACCUCUGAAAAGGAAAAUCAGCAUCUCUUAUCUACUUUAUCUGUCUGAUAUUGGCAAACCUGCUGAAUAUUUGUAGCAUUUUUUAUAUUUUUGUCCAAAAAAAAGAAUUGACUGGUGACUUUUCUUUCACCAAGGAAGAUAUUGCUGAGAAAUAACAUACUCCUGUUAAACUAAAACUAACUCAGACUUCAUGCACAAUCAGUAGCUGCUAUUAACUGGGAUUAUUAACCACAAUAUUUACUUGUUUGAAAGAGACAUUGGCUCAUGGAGGGAAACUGGGAAUAACUAAUUUUAAAUAGAGAAAGAAACAAUUCUCUGGAGGAAAAGAAAACAAGUGUCCAACUUUAUUUUAACUAUUGCCAAGAUUUGAAGUGAAGACUACUUUCUUGAGCAGACUACUUGCCCCAGUUAGAGAAAGGAAAGGGCUGAAGCAACUUUUAUUAAUACUGCAAUGUAGCAAGGUACAAAAAAAGUACAUCAGUGAACCGAAAGAACAUUUGAUGACAAAUGUUUGAACUGGGUUUUAAUCGAAAUUCUUUAAUAGUUCUUAAAUAAAGGUCGUUGAGAGGGUGAGAGGUUAAGCAAUGUAAUUCCAGAGGGCUCUGACAUCUCAAUGUACAAGCUCUAACAGUGCAGCAAUGAAAUUUAAGCGUGAUCAUAAGGCAAGCUUCAGAGAAUCAGUUAUAUGCAUGAUUGUUAGUCUGGCAAAGAUUAAAGAUUGUGAAAGGAGUGAUCAAAUAGGUUAUUUUGAUCAACUCUGAGUUUGUAAAAUAGGAUACAGUAUUUACUUCAUUUAGCACAUAGAGUAGAUCAGCAACAUGUGGAUAAUGGUAAUAGGAUUUGAUGGAGUUAGGGCACAGGCAUCCAAGAUUUGACUGAGUUCUAGGUUAUGGUAAGUAGUGUAAAAGAGGAUGGUCAGAAAUGUGAGUAAGGCAAAGCUGUGGAUGCUGAAAAUCUAAAAUAAAACAGAAAAUGCAGGGUGCAUUCAGAAGUUCAGGGAAAAAUAGAAUUAAUGCUUCUGGUUGACGACCCUUCAGAAUUAGGAUCAUCGAUUCUGAUGAAGGACCUUUGAUAUCUGUUGAUGCAUCUUCUCACUCCAGAGAUGCAGUCUUCCUUGGUGUAUUAGAAUACUCAGUCUACAGGUAAAAAAUGUCCCAACAGUGACAAGGCUGGAGUCAAACCAAGUUAUGGAAGUGAAGCUUGUAGCCAUAGUGAUAAUCUGUAAAACAUAAAUGGCAGACUAUUAUAUUACCUGUGAGCAAUUAGGCCUCAUCCUUUCUCUUAUAGUAGGUGUCAGUUCAGUCCAUACUGCAGGUUUUUUUCCCUUUCUGAUUCAAUACUAACUCAUAAUUUUAGAGUUAAUUUUGUCACUUCUUUGUGCAGCUUAAUUGCAAAAGUUACCCCUUUCCAGUGCAGACUAUGUUCCCUAGUUCCACCCUUCUGAACAAGAUGAAAUGAUUUUGUGUGUCCACACUGGUCAAACCAUUGGAAUGCUAAAAAUGAAAUCACUGCAGCCACUACCUAUUAACUCUGCAUGAAUUUCAUCUCUCAGCCAUCUCUUUUCCAGAAAGCACAUAUCCUGCUAGGAUAAACACUCUUUUAUAAUCCAUUCCUGCAUUGCCUCUAUCUUCCUGGUUAUCUGCUUCCCUAUCCUGGAGCAGAGAAAAUGAGAUUUAGAUUAAACAUAGUAUCUUACUGAAUCUCUGGAUGUCACAACAUAUUUCUUGCAAACUAAACAAAUCCUUAAAUUUAGUCACUGUUUUGAGCACCCACUUUGUGAGACAAAUGCUUUUGUUUAUUCAGUGAGGGAUGUUGCGGAACAUUUUUGAGCAUCCACCUGAGACGUAAAAUAAGCUUAUGCAUAAAAUGCCAUGUCUGACAACACAGUAAUUCCUUAGUACUUAAGUGAGAUCCUGGUCCAAGCCUUUGAAGUGGGUCUUAAGUAAAAUACAUUAUUCUAAUUGCGGUGGUCAACUUCAGGAUAACCUCCACCAUUUUGGUUAAUGAGCUUUGAUUGAUCCCCUUUUAAGAACUACUACGCUUACAAUUAUUUUUCCCAAAAUUGACCAGAAAGAGACCGUUUGGCCCAUUGUGGCUGGCCCAUUUCUUUGGUAAUUUUUUAAAUUUCUCACAGAGCUUUAGCUGGUGCCAAAAUGAAUGUAAAAUGAACAAUCUGGGCAGGACUCACACAACUGUUACCAAGCUGACUCUUAGAUGCAUUGUUUAAUUGUGCUGAUGUGCAGUGUGAUAGAUUAUGUCAGCUAUGUAAAACGUAUGGAAGGAAAUACACAGAUCAUUUUACAUCACUCAUUAUAAAACCCCUGGGGCUGAUUUUCUCACACCUAUUUUACCUUUGACACCCAUCAGAGUUUGCCAAGACAGUCAUCAUUCUUGUCUAAUCAGGAGCCUAGUUUCCAAAUCUACUGUUCAAAGCCCUUAAUUCUGUCUAAUUUGCAAUGCAAAUGUUCAGAACACUCUCUUUAUUAGCUUUAUGCAUCCUUUAAAACAUCUGGCAGUGCAUGCUUGCUUUAGACAAUGUUUAGAUAGAUGUCUUACUUUUCUGAGACUUCCAGAAAGAGCAGUUUCUUUUUCCUUCAAUGUUUUAAAGUUUUGCUUUACCUGAUGGUUAUGUAAUAGUAACUGGCAGUUGUUGUUUAAAAACUGGAACCAAAUAGAUAAAAUUGGAGAUUAUCUUGCUGACUUACUGCCGUAUUGUUAACUCAUUAAAUAGCCAGCAUUACCUAUUAAACAUGUUUUUUUUUCUGUUAUUCUCUCUGUGCCAUGAAUUUGGGAUGUAGUCAAUAGAAAAUGAUGCCUUCACUUUAUGUCUAUUAAAUAAAAUGAACAGUAAUAGCA